Messenger RNA from Marchantia polymorpha subsp. ruderalis, 1133 nucleotides. The record is from the annotation of a GenBank genome assembly. Lineage: Eukaryota; Viridiplantae; Streptophyta; Marchantiopsida; Marchantiales; Marchantiaceae.
GACUACGGUUCCAUCAUGCGCUGGAAGGGGAAGGGGAAAAGUAUUACUGUGAGGAAUUCAUCGACGUCCACCUACAUCUAUCUUUCUCCAGACUCUGAACAUUGAAUCUACAAUUACCAACUCAAUCUCUACCGAAAUUGGAGUAACCGAGAUAGAUUCGAAAGCUUAUACUUUUACCGAUGAGUAACAGUAGAUCACAUCCGCACGUGCGCGACAGGUCUCAUAUACCACGUGUUUUGAAGAGAUGCAUCCCUUGAUGAGUUGCAUAUUACAAAACAGAAUGACGAUGUCGUACUUGCAGCGCUCACAAAUCAAGGUAAUACAUUGAGAAGUUCCAUUCAUGCAUGGGAAGCAUUCUGACAGUUUACGUUCAAUACCGCAGUAGCAAAGACUCCGCAGGUGAUGUCCUUCGAAAGCACAGGAGGAGAGAAAAAUCGACUUGGAUAUCACUUGGAUUUCGCGGCAUCAGUAUUGUCAAUCAGAGACAUGGAGAAAGUGAAGAUAUGUCCGAAGUGUGAUCAACUCUUGAAUCCCAAAGAAGACAAAGUGGAGCGCCGCCUACUCUACGCUUGCAGCCAUUGCAGCUAUCAGAUCCCGAUUGAGAAUAACAUCUUCUUCUUGAGCAAGUCCCGAACUACCGUCACUGGUGAGUCCCCAGCGGUCAAAAAGAACGCUGUUCUACCAUGCUCCAAAGGAGUUCAGUGUGUAAAAUGUAAGAAUUGGGAAGCGACCUUCUUCAAGUCUGUUGUCAGGGGUGAAGGAUGCAACGAAGCCCAUCUUGUUCUCUUUCUUGUUUGCUCGAGCGCUGAGUGCGGUCACCGGUGGGCGACAAAAUUUUAAUCUAGUAGCAGUUUGACGUGAUGGAGACUUUGUCACAUAUUUACGCCAUAGUCGUCGCGAUUUUACAAUCUGCGACUAUUUCAAAGACAGUUAUGCGGGCUCCAAUAUCUUGAUGGCAACACCGGAUCUGAUUCGUGAAGACCAAGAAGAAUAAUUUUCACGCUCACUUUACUCUAAACGAAUCAGCUGCCAGUUUGGCCAUCAACGCAAACCUUACAGUAACAAUAUAACGUUGUACUUUAUAUAACAUGUAAGUUUUAUACUACUCGAUUAUGGAGAUAAUAAUUACGUAG